UAUAAACACAUAUAUAGAAGUAUAUAGAGAGGUCUGAAUGUCUUAUCACUCACUGGUUUGCACGAGCCCGUGCUGAGAUGCCACACUCAACCUCCUCACACAAUUGAAGUCAACUGAAAAAAAUCGGUCUUGACAGCCGCUCUCCUCUGUGAGGAACUGGGUAGUAGCAGGAGCGAGAGAGUGAGGAGUGGGAGGAGGGAGUGAGAGUCUGAGAGAGGGAGAGAGGGGGAGAGAGAGACUUGUACAUUGAAAGCCAGCCUCAGCCUCUAUUGUGGUAAGCAGGCAAGGGAAGGCGUUUAAGCAGAGGACUUUAAACCCACAGCCGCAACUCUGGUCAUCACUGUAGAGACCCCCGAAAUCAGAGGACAAGGCAGUAUGGAGGAGGAAAUGGAUGAGGGACAGACCCAGAAGGGAUGUAUGGAGUGUUGUCUGAAAUGUUUAGGAGGAAUCCCUUAUCCAUCCCUGAUUGCCACCAUCCUGCUGUAUGCUGGAGUGGCGCUCUUCUGUGGAUGUGGACAUGAAGCUCUUUCUGGAACGGUCACCAUCCUCCAGAACUACUUUGAGGUGAUCGAGGGACCUGGAGAUGGUCUGGAUGUGUUUACAAUCAUUGACAUUAUCAAGUAUGUGAUCUAUGGCAUUGCCUCUGCAUUCUUCGUCUAUGGCAUUCUUCUGAUGGUCGAAGGCUUCUUUACCAGUGGGGCCAUCAAGGACCUGUAUGGAGACUUCAAGAUCACCACCUGUGGGCGCUGUGUCAGUGCAUGGUUCAUCAUGUUGACGUAUAUCUUCAUGUUGGCCUGGCUGGGUGUGACAGCAUUCACCUCUUUGCCUGUCUUCAUGUAUUUCAACAUCUGGACCAUUUGCCAAAACAUGACCAUUCUGGAGGGAGCAAGUUUAUGUCUUGACCCGCGCCAGUUUGGUGUCGUGCCCAUUGGAGAGGAGAAGACUGUAUGUGCAGGAUCAGAGAAGUUUUCCAAAAUGUGUGAAUCGAAUGAGCUGGAUAUGACUUUCCAUUUGUUUGUGUGUGCGUUGGCUGGGGCUGGAGCUGCAGUCAUUGCCAUGAUCCACUACCUGAUGGUGCUGUCUGCCAACUGGGCCUAUGUGAAGGAUGCAUGUAAAAUGCAGAAAUAUGAGGACUGCAAGUCCAAGGAGGAGCAGGAGCUGCAUGACAUCCACUCUACACGCUCCAAGGAACGGCUCAAUGCCUACACAUAAGACAGGAAGCAGCAGUGAGGGCGAGAGUGCUUUCACUUCCUGUUGAAGGGAGUUUUGGCACUGGUGCAGUCCAGGUGGUGUGUCGUAUGAUCAACCCCAUGGCCAACCCAUUACCUCUCACACAAAAAUGUAUAUUAUUAUUAUUAGUGCUAGCAGUAGUGUUUAAGUUUUUUUCACAUUAUUGUAUUUAUUUAUUUAUUUUUUUGAUUUUGCUGGUUCUUUUUU
Carassius carassius (crucian carp) is the source of this 1437-nucleotide messenger RNA. Its product is annotated as proteolipid protein DM beta-like. Gene Ontology annotation, biological process: neuron projection development. Lineage: Eukaryota; Metazoa; Chordata; Actinopteri; Cypriniformes; Cyprinidae. Gene Ontology annotation, cellular component: neuronal cell body; axonal growth cone; plasma membrane. Bases 376 to 1212 code for a protein of 278 amino acids. The record is from RefSeq and is a predicted model, not a curated record. The transcript is spliced from 7 exons.